UCGAGAGUGAGCUGGAGGAGAAGAGAAGAAGACUUGAGGAGGACAGGCACAGCAUUGAUAUUACCUCAGAGCUGUGGAAUGAUGAGCUUCAGUCAAGAAAAAAGAGGAAGGAUCCUUUCAGUCCUGACAAAAAGAAGCCAGCUGUUGUUUCAGGUCCAUAUAUAGUUUAUAUGCUACAAGAUCUUGAUAUUCUUGAAGACUGGACAACAAUUAGGAAGGCAAUGGCUACACUGGGUCCACACAGAGUGAAAACAGAACUUUUUGAACUGAUCCCUUUAGCACCUGUGAAACUGGAAAAACAUCUGCACAGUGCUAGAUCCGAAGAAGGAAGAUUAUACUAUGAUGGUGAAUGGUAUAUACGUGGACAAACAAUAUGUAUUGAUAAAAAAGAUGAAUGUCCUACAAGUUGCCUGCAGUCACCUGUGGUUGGGGAGCAGAUGAUCCUCCUUCUGGCAGAUCAUCAGAAGAUAUCCACUGGGGAUCUUGGAACAGAUUCUGCACAGAUAAGCAGUAUCUGAUAUAUAUCGUAAUUAGAAAAACUCAGAAAUGAGGUGACAGAACUCAGCAAAGAAUAAAAAGUAAAAGAAAAAAAGUUAUUUCAAAAGUGAGGACUAAACUAGAAGGAACACGAGUGAACAAAUCCAUUACAUAUUGCCUUAAAAGAAACAGAAGGUGAAAAGAGGAAAAUUAAAAAACAAAAAAUCAAUGAAGUAUGAGAUUAAAGGGAUUCAAGAGGAAGAGGAGGUAACAAAUACUGAGGAUGGAAAAAGAAGACUGCUUAUUAAAUGGAUUAUGGCAUCCUUGAAAAAGAAAGUCAAAGUAAAAGAAUGGAACAAUUACUAAAUACUCUAAUUAAGAAAACUUUCCUGAAAUAAAAAAGAUUUGAAUUUCACACUGAAAGCAUAACUGAGAAUACUGAAUUAGAAGGACCAGUGACAACACAUAUUCUAGUAAAAUUACUGAACGAAAAGGAAAAGGAACAAAUUGGGGGAGUAUCAAGCUUAAAAGAGCAUAUGACUUAUAAGGAAAAGAAAAUUAUCACUGGAUUUUCAACAGAGUGCUUUAUCCCAGAAGAAAAUGGAUAAGCACAUUGAAUAUAUUUAAGGAAAUAAAGUGUGAGCCAAGAAUUUUAUAUUCAGUAAGAAUGACUUCAGAGAUAAAGGGCACAAACUGUUGUCAAAAAAACAACUCAGGGAACAUUAUUCCAGUGAACCCAACCUAAGGAAUCUACAAGAGCAUGAGCAUCACACAAUCAAAAUGACCAGAGACAUCAAAAUAAGGACUGACAAGGAUUAAAUAUAUGGCUAACAUAAAUUUCAAAAUAAAACACCUCGUUUUUCAGCCUAUAUAACUUCACUGUGAGAUGCUACCUCUUACAAAGUCUACUACCAGUUUUUUAAAAUUAUCUCACCAGCAAUUGUGUCACAAAAAUCUUGACUUGAAUAAAUGCAUGAUUCCUAUCUGAUUCAGCGACGAAGUCACUCAUGUCAUUGAUGAAUUAGAUUUUUUUUUGA
Zalophus californianus (California sea lion) is the source of this 1514-nucleotide messenger RNA. Its product is annotated as breast cancer metastasis-suppressor 1-like protein. Bases 171 to 518 code for a protein of 115 amino acids. Gene Ontology annotation, molecular function: histone deacetylase binding. Gene Ontology annotation, cellular component: Sin3-type complex. Gene Ontology annotation, biological process: negative regulation of transcription by RNA polymerase II. Lineage: Eukaryota; Metazoa; Chordata; Mammalia; Carnivora; Otariidae. The transcript is spliced from 7 exons. The record is from RefSeq and is a predicted model, not a curated record.